AUGGCACCCGCACGCCAACCAGCCCAGCCGUUCACCAAGGACGAGAAGGUUCUCUGCUUCCAUGGUGAGAUGCUGUAUGAGGCCAAGAUUCUCGACGUCCAGCCCGCCGAUAGCGGCGAAGGCUUUCAGUACCGUAUCCACUACAAGGGCUGGAAGAAUACCUGGGACGACUGGGUUUCCAUCGACCGCAUCCGCAAGUUUACUGAGGAAAACAAGGAGCUGGCUAGCACCCUGCACGCCCAGAUGAAGGACUUGCGCCAGAAGAACAGCGCCAAAGCCCCCAAGAAGGGUCUUCGCGUCAACGGCACCGAUUCGGCUCGUGGUAGUGAAGAGCGAACCUCGGGAGUCGCCGCCAGUGGCCGGGGCCCUCGACGGGCACGAGACUUUGACCUUGAGCAGACAUCGCUCUCGUCAAAAUCCAUACCGCCCACAAAGAUGAGUACUUCGUACCAAGAUUACGACGGCCUCACUGGGGGCCUUUACGGAAAUCAACUCUUGGGAGAAAACUACUUGGGCGGUGAUGAAGAGGAAGCAGUUCAUGGGACGGGUAGCCAAGAGAUCAAUGGAUCCGGUGAACCGUUUGUCGAGGACGACGACAACGAAGACAACGAAGACAACGAAGACAUCGACUGGGUAGCUCAGGUCAAUCCGCAAUGUUAUCGCUUCGUUCUGACAGGUCUGGACGACUCUCCAUCUGCCGAGGAGGUUGAGAGACGAUACGACGCGUUCUUACCUCAGUGGAAUGAGAUGAACUGGCAGGUACUCAUGAGGGGCCCUCUCUCACCUUCUCUUUCGCCCAGAACCAACAUUCAAUCAAGUCAGGGCAGAGCUUUAAGCGUCAUCAGCAUCUCCAGUGACGAGAGCGAGUCCAGCGGUCUAGGAGUUCUCGACGACCUUGGUAGUGAAAGCAGCGAAUGCAGCUCAAGCGUUGAGCUCCUCGGCGUAUCACCUAUCAUGCCCAUCAAUGACAUCAGCCAGUACCGCGAUGCCACACCAAAAGAUGCCUCCGAGUAUGGGGGACAAGAGCGAGACAACUUCGAGCACCAUGCUAUCCCUAUGCAAGAUCUUCAAGAUCAGAAGGAUGUCAAUCUUAAAAAAAUCAAGCAUAUGUCUGUUGUGGACUCAGUCGAGGAGCCUACACGAGAGAACGAGGAUGGAUUUCAUGCACGCCCAUCCAUCAAGCUGCCCAUUCCUGACCAUAUCAAGGCAAUGCUUGUCGACGACUGGGAAAACAUCACGAAGAAUAACCAACUGGUUCCGCUCCCUCAUCCCCACCCCGUGGAUGAGAUUCUGAACGACUAUCUCAACUAUGAGCGUCCCAACCGAGAAGAUGGCUCGGCAAAUAUGGACAUUCUUGAAGAAGUCGUCGCUGGUCUUCGCGAAUACUUUGAGAAGUCAUUGAGCCGGAUCCUUCUGUACCGGUUUGAGCGUCCUCAGUACCAUGAGGUCCGUAAGAUGUGGGAAAAGGCAGCGGAGAAUGAUAAGCACAAGUCUGUCUGCGACACGUACGGUCCUGAGCACUUGUGCCGUCUGAUGGUAUCCUUGCCCGAGCUCGUUGCCCAGACAAACAUGGAUCAACAGUCUGUUUCGCGUUUGCGUGAAGAGCUCUCAAAGCUUACCGUCUGGCUUGGCAAGAAUGCGAAGAGUUACUUCGUCAGCGAGUACGAAACCCCUUCUCAGGAGUACAUCAACAAGGCACGGAGUUUCUAG
This is a messenger RNA of Colletotrichum graminicola M1.001, 1710 nucleotides long. RefSeq lists its product as uncharacterized. Bases 1 to 1710 code for a protein of 569 amino acids. Gene Ontology annotation, biological process: regulation of DNA-templated transcription; chromatin organization. Gene Ontology annotation, cellular component: NuA4 histone acetyltransferase complex; Rpd3S complex; nucleus. The transcript is spliced from 5 exons. Lineage: Eukaryota; Fungi; Ascomycota; Sordariomycetes; Glomerellales; Glomerellaceae. The record is from RefSeq and is a predicted model, not a curated record.